Messenger RNA from Acanthoscelides obtectus, 223 nucleotides. The record is from the annotation of a GenBank genome assembly. Lineage: Eukaryota; Metazoa; Arthropoda; Insecta; Coleoptera; Chrysomelidae.
UAGUUUUAAAUGACUUUAUUGUUUUUCGAAGUAUUGUCCACGAAGCACUUAUUCCACUCGUUUGCCGGCAGAUCCAAAACGGCAUUUUUGAAUGCGUCAACUGCUUCUUCUGCUGACUGGAACCUUUGAUCACGCAGUCUGUUUUUAAUUUUCGGGAAAGUAAAGAAAUCGUUAGGACUUAGAUAGGAACUAUAUGGAGGAUGAUCCAAUAAUUCCACGUUUU